Molecule: messenger RNA, 4364 nt
Organism: Rhinichthys klamathensis goyatoka
Lineage: Eukaryota; Metazoa; Chordata; Actinopteri; Cypriniformes; Leuciscidae
Gene: tmtc3
Product: transmembrane O-mannosyltransferase targeting cadherins 3
Exons: 15
Coding region: 124-2922 (932 amino acids)
Biological process (GO): protein O-linked glycosylation via mannose
Cellular component (GO): endoplasmic reticulum
Molecular function (GO): mannosyltransferase activity; protein binding
Source: RefSeq, a predicted model, not a curated record
CUGUUAAUUCAAUGCUUUUAGAUCGAACUUGCUGCUUCAGCCAAAAUAAACACACACACAUUCUGUUUUCAUUUAGUUUUUUUACCAGACAUGACAAGUGCUCAAUGAGGUCUCACGUCAGCGAUGGCUGUAGUCUCGUGGAAGGAGAUCUGUCUUCUGACUGGACUGGUGGUGGGCUGCUACUGGAACAGCCUGUUCUGUGGUUUUGUGUUCGAUGAUGUCUCUGCUAUCUUGGAUAACAAAGACCUUCGUCCCACCACACCGCUGAAGAACCUCUUCCUCAAUGACUUCUGGGGCACACCUAUGUCAGAGGAGAGGAGCCAUAAGUCUUAUCGGCCACUUACUGUUCUCACCUUCCGCCUCAAUUACCUGUUCAGCGAGUUGAGCUCCUCGUCGUACCACCUCCUCAAUGUGGUUCUUCAUGCCGUGGUGUGUGUCCUCUUUCUCCACUUCUGCCGUCUGCUCCUGGACCGAAGCACCAGCCUCACAGCGGCCCUGCUGUUUGCCGUCCAUCCCAUUCACACAGAGGCUGUAACAGGUGUCGUGGGCAGGGCUGAGUUGCUGUCCUCCAUUUUCCUGCUGGCUGCUUUCCUUGCGUACACCAAAUCGAAAGGAGCCGAUCACUCCAUCGUGUGGACUCCCAUCAUUUCAACCGUAUUCCUGGUUGCCGUUGCCACGCUAUGCAAGGAGCAGGGAAUAACUGUUAUUGGGAUAUGCUGUAUUUACGAGGUCUUUGUUGCCCAAGGGUUCACUCUGCCCAUGCUGAUUGACACCCUACUUCAGGUGGUGAGAGGAAAAGAUGGUUUUCCCUAUGCUGUCCUCCAGAUCCUUCUGAAGCUCAUUGUCCUGAUCAUCAGCACACUUUUGCUGGUCAUCGUCAGGGUGCAGGUCAUUCAGUCCCAGUUGCCAGUGUUCACCAGGUUUGAUAAUCCAGCUGCUGUCAGCUCCACCCCGACCAGGCAGCUGACCUUCAACUACCUCCUGCCAGUGAACGCCUGGCUGCUGCUCAACCCCUCUGAGCUGUGUUGUGACUGGACGAUGGGCACUAUUCCCCUCGUGGAGUCCCUACUGGACCCCCGCAACCUUGCCACGUUGGUAUUCUAUGGUCUGCUGAGCUUCCUGGCUUUUCACAGCCUUUGGGACGGCCACAGUUCUGCCAAGAUCGUCAUGAUGGCAUUGUCUCUGAUCGUCCUUCCUUUCAUCCCUGCAUCCAACCUGUUUUUCCCUGUGGGCUUUGUUGUAGCCGAAAGGGUCCUGUAUGUUCCCAGCAUGGGAUUUUGUGUUUUGGUGGCCCAUGGAUUCAAACUCCUGUCCCAAAGAGGAGGCCUAAAGAAAAUGUCUUGGUUGCUCGUGGGAGUUCUUAUAACAACACACGCCUUGAAGACUUUCAACAGAAACUGGGACUGGGAGUCCGAAUACACGCUUUUUACAUCUGCACUGAAAGUGAACAGGAACAAUGCCAAACUCUGGAACAAUGUCGGACAUGCUUUGGAGAAUCAGAACAGUUAUGAAAGAGCAUUGAGAUACUUUCUUCAGGCCACAAGAGUGCAGCCAGAUGAUAUUGGGGCCCACAUGAACGUUGGGAGAACCUACAAGAACCUAAACAGGUCCAGAGAGGCAGAGGAGGCAUAUCUAAUCGCAAAAUCCCUUAUGCCACAGAUCAUUCCAGGGAAGAAGUAUGCAACCCGUGUGGCCCCCAACCAUCUGAACGUCUACAUUAACCUGGCUAACCUAAUUCGGGCGAAUGACUCUCGCCUGGAGGAAGCCGACCAACUCUAUAGACAGGCCAUCAGCAUGAGACCAGACUUCAAGCAAGCCUACAUCAGUCGAGGGGAGCUUCUUCUGAAAAUGAACAAGCCCAGUGAGGCGAAGGAAGCCUACCUACGAGCACUGGAGCUGGACCAUACCAAUGCAGACCUCUGGUACAAUCUGGCUAUUGUCAAUAUCGAGAUGAAGGACCCCUCAGAGGCUCUGAGAAACUUUAAUCGCGCGUUGGACCUGAAUCCACGGCACAAACUGGCACUAUUCAACUCCGCACUUCUCAUGCAAGAGUCAGGUGAGGCAAAAUUUCGUCCAGAGGCAAACCGUCGCUUUCUCACCUAUGUGAAAGAGGAGCCGGAUGAUGCUAACGGCUACUUCAACCUGGGCAUGCUGGCGAUGGAUGCGAACGAGAAUGAAGAGGCCGAGCGCUGGAUGCAGGAGGCCAUUCGACUGCAACCCGGCUUCCGCAGUGCUUUGUUUAACUUGGCUCUGCUCUACUCUCAAUCACAACGUGAAUUGGAUGCUCUCCCAGUUCUUGAGGAGCUGCUGCGGUACCACCCGGAGCACGUCAAAGGCCUGAUCCUCAAGGGAGACAUCCUCAUGAACCACCGCAAGGAUACACGUGGUGCAAAGGCCUGUUUCGAACGCAUCUUAAACAUGGACUCCAGCAACGUGCAGGCCAAGCACAACCUCUGCGUGGUGUACUUCGAAGAACGGGAGCUCCAGCGCGCCGAACGCUGUCUGGUAGAGACGCUCGCUAUGGCCCCACACGAAGAGUACAUUCGACGGCACCUCGCCAUUGUACGCAACAAAAUGGCCGCCAUGAGUGCCGCGGGGCAGCCAAUUGUGCAGACAGAGGGCAGUAGUGUGGCAGACAAAGAGCAAGAGCAACAUCAACAGGACAAAAAAGAGGAGGAGGAAGGGCAAGGAGUUGCUUCAGGAGCAGGGGAGGGGGCCAGGAAAGAGAAGAAUAUGAGGAAAUCCUCCCUCACAGAAAGCGUCAGCGGCCAGGGCCACGGCCAAUCAAAGAAUUUGGAUGCAGGCCAGCCUGACAAGAGGACUAACAGCAAAUCCACAAAAGAGAUUAAAGAUAUAGAAAAGAAAAGGGCGGCUGCCUUGAAGAGACUGGAGGAGAUUGAACGCAUAUUAAGCAGCGAUUAACCUUGUUCAUCAACCACCACACUAUUUUUAUAUAUAACUAUUUAAAGCGCAAGAACGAGACUCCUGUUUUUCCUCCACAAAUUGAGCCCUUGUUUAUGCAUGUCUUGUUGCGCUUUUGUUUGAUUGGUUUUUUUUUUUAUAUAUAUAUAAGGUGCGGUAUACUUCCUUUUCCCACUGCUUUAAUUAUGUAAAGCUGUUUGGCUGAAAAAGGAAACCAGAUGUGCAUUCACAACAUGCGCUGAAAAAGCACAAAAUUAGGUACUUUUUUUAAAGAAACUGCAAAAAAAAAUCGUAUUUUACCAUAUUGUUUAUUUAUGAUUGUCUAUAUUUGAGUCACUGGAUUAGUUUUUGUCACUUUUGUGUAUUGAUUUAACUUACCACUGGCAAGUAUUACUCAUAAUCACAAAUAAAAUGUUGAUAUAUUAGCCAGCCUAUUUUAAAGCAGGGCCUCUGAGUGGUCUGUCACUUGGCUGUUGGACUUUAGAUCAGCAAACCCCUCCCCUUCUUUGCAUGACAUCACCGAUUUCCUCCAAUUCUUAGCUGCUGUUUGUUGAUGUCAUUAUUGUUGCUAUUUUAGUCUCGACGCUGAAUGGUGUCAGUGUUUAAUUAUAUCCUUUGACAUAAUCUAAUUAUGAAUUAGGGUCACCUCCCUUCCUCAGCCCUCUUUUUGAAGGCUUCUGGGAUUUUUCAAUAUGGCUUGCAUUCUCUUUGGGCUCUUACUGAUUUCACAGAUUGGUCAUGCAGAGCCAGACUUUGCUUUUUAUUUGGACUUUUUGUUUUUAUUUUUUAUGUUUUCUGCUGCUUUUAGCUCUGUUUCUUGUUCUCCCCACAAAGACUAAGCCAUAACAUUAAAAUCAAGCAUUAAGCAGAACAAACUUAAAACCUUCAUUUAAAGGAUUAAUUCCCCCAAAAUUAAACUUUAGCAUAACGGUUGCCCUUAUCCGAUUAAGUAGUGGACUCAAGUAGUUCACAGUAUUAUCAGCUGUUUUGCCAAUUGAGAUCAACCAUAAAACUUGAGUGAGAAGCCUGAUAACUACACCUGUUUGCUCUUUCUUUUGGCAACUUGUGCAUCUAAAUCUUUUUUUAUUUUAUUGUAAGUUUGAUAGUCUAUAAGGACAGAUUUACAUGGUUGUAUCAUGUUAAUUUUAAAAUAUUUAGUGUUAGGAGUUCACCUCUCUAAGAGGUUCAUUUCCCACUAAAUCAUCUCACGCAACUUUCAUUCAGCUGUAUGUGAUAUGUCAUAUUUCAAGUUUCCCUCGGCUUCAGCUUGAGUCCUAAUGAUGUUUUAGGACCUUUUCCUCAUGUUUACUCAUGCUGUGCUUUUACACCAAAUCCCAUUUCUUACAUCUUGAUUUAUAGUAUUUGCUUUUUUACUUGGACUAAUGUUUGACUUAUGAGUGGUGGUGGGACCUAUGGUUUUCCAAUAAAAACAACUUACAUCA